This is a messenger RNA of Lentinula edodes (shiitake mushroom), 731 nucleotides long. RefSeq lists its product as uncharacterized. The coding region runs from base 154 to 597 and encodes 147 amino acids. The record is from RefSeq and is a predicted model, not a curated record. Lineage: Eukaryota; Fungi; Basidiomycota; Agaricomycetes; Agaricales; Omphalotaceae. The transcript has 3 exons.
GGUCAAGAACAUCUUCUCUUUGCUGGCCAAAGAAAAGACUGCUGAACACAGGCUCGCUCGACUUGUCUCCUUAACCUAACCUCUAAAUACCGUUCCCUUCAACCUCGCUCGACGUUUCUUCUGAGCUCAAUUUUUCUGUCACCUUUUACCAUAAUGCGCUUCGUAUCUUUUUGUCUCGUGGCCCUUAUUCUUGGGCUCUUUGCCGUCGUUCAUGCCACGCCUGUUAACACGACGCCAACCUCCCAUGCCUUACCACCUGCACCCACACCUACAGUCACGCAGUCCGGCUUGCUCACCAUAACCUAUACCAAUGGUGCCGGUGAACCGGUAGAUCGAGAGGCUAACACGGAGGCAAAGGAAAUGCUUGAAGGGUAUUUCAAGCAGCAAUAUCCCGACCUAAAAAUUGUCUGUAGUUUUACCAACUCGUAUAACAAGAAGGAGGGCUCUAUCCAGUUUCACGCGAAGGGUGAAGCGCUGUUGAAUGGUAAGACGAUUGCGGUUGCUGAUUUCGACGGUUGGGUGGCAUCAAGGCUUGUCAGAGGCAAAUAUGUUGGGGCCGACAAGCUUAGUCGAGAAACCACUAUGAAAAGUAGAUGAGGCCUCAGACCUCACUUACCGUACUAUUCUUCGUGUCCGAGUCACUCGACGUCAAGCAUCGAUGUCAUAUUAUCGCCCAAUCCGAAUCACAAAAGUUCUGCGCGCGCGAUGGAUCUCCUUGGAAAAUGGUCCAA